UAAACAAUCCCACGGCAAGUAAUGAAGAAGAUGUGAAAUAUGAAGACACAAGCAUGGAAACGGAUGAUGACGAUUAUGUUGAAAACUUUACAACUAUAAAUAUUGAAACACCAGAAUUAAAAUUUGUUAUGAACAAUUGUGAGCUGUCAGGGAUUGGGAACUGUACAACUAAUGGUACUAUAAACAAUUUAAAGAAUUCAUAUUUCGAUCAACAUUAUUGGUGCCCACAUUUUUCUAUUCGAUCUGAUUACGAGGCAAGUGGACAAAUAGGAAAUGUGACAGUAAAAGGAUCUGGCAAAAGUUUGAUAUCAUACUAUAAUUACAAUAUUACAUUACGGUGUUACUUGAAAAGCAAUGUUACCUUUCUGAAUCUACCGUAUGCAGUCACCAAUUUUUCACUACAUUUGAAACCAGAAGGAGUAAUGCUGAAUUUUUCUCAGCUUAAUUUCAGUAAAAAUGACAAAGAAGCCGAUGGCGACUCAAACCUGAAAAAUUUUGAAGAAACCAUAAGAGAACCGUUAAUGCGACGUCUUGUAACACCGUAUGUGAGUCGACUUCAACUGUUUCCAUUAUUGUCUGGGCUUUUCAAUGACAAUACAUUGCUUGAUUAUAUUCUUAAACACAGUUCAUUUGCUUAGACAACCAUGUGUAGUUUACUAUAGAAAAAUAAAAAUUUAUGUUCAUUAAAUAACUAGAAAAAUAAGA
Molecule: messenger RNA, 705 nt
Organism: Trichoplusia ni (cabbage looper)
Lineage: Eukaryota; Metazoa; Arthropoda; Insecta; Lepidoptera; Noctuidae
Exons: 4
Coding region: 54-638 (194 amino acids)
Source: RefSeq, a predicted model, not a curated record